Cuscuta epithymum is the source of this 1305-nucleotide messenger RNA. The record is from the annotation of a GenBank genome assembly. NCBI's taxonomy places the organism in Eukaryota, Viridiplantae, Streptophyta, Magnoliopsida, Solanales, Convolvulaceae.
GCAUGUCAUAUUCUAAAUUUGUGUGUACAAGAUGGAUUAGCGGCAUUAGGAAAUGCUUUGGAGGUAGUGAAGGGGGGAAUUAAAUUGAUUUGGGCUAACACUCCACUAAAAAUGCAAUGGCGACAAUAUUUGAAGGAAAGACGUGUCAAUUAUUGUGCUUUUCCUAAAGAUUUGUCUAUUCGUUGGAAUAGUACUUAUAACUUAAUUCAAGUACUUAUUAGAUAUAAAGAACAUUUUCCUGCUUUUUUAAGACAAACUUGUAACUAUAUUACAAACCCGGCUGACAUCGACACUUGUGAAAAAAUUGUUAAUGUUUUGGUAUAUUUUAAUAACGCAACUCAAACUUUUAGUCAUGUUUAUAAACCUACCGCAAACGAGUUUUUUGUUGAAGCUGUCAAUCUCGCCGGCGCAUUUUUAGAAUUUUCCGAUGCCGCUUACGUUAGUUAUUUUUGUGAUUUCAUGAAACAAAAAUUUUUAAAAUAUUAUUCACAUGUUCCGCAUAUAUAUGGUAUUGCAUUUGUUCUUGAUCCUCGUUAUAGACUUGCCGCGUUGCCAAGUUGUAUAGAUUACUAUUAUAAUUGUUUUUUUCCAACUCAAGAGUUCGAUGAUAAUCCCAUCGACCCUAAACAAGAAUACAACGAGGUUAGUAAUUUAUUUCAUCAAUUGUAUAUUGAAUUUUAUGCACAAUAUGGUAAUGCACCCCCUCCCAUGCCGCGAACAUCUUCUUCAUCUAAAGGAAAAUCACUUUUAAAAUCUGCAUUUGGUUCUCUUAUGAAAAAAAGUAGAGCAACCCCCGCUACUGAACAAAGCUCAGUUAACGAGAUUUCUAUCUAUCUAACAUUGAAUGUUGAUUAUGAAGUUGGAGAUGAUUUUGACGUUCUUAAGUGAUGGAAGGACAAUGAAAGAACGUUCCCGGUUUUAUCAAAACUGGCUAAGCAAGUGCUAGCAAUGCCGAUAUCAACAGUUGCCGUGGAACAAGAAUUUAGUGCGGCCGGCAACGUCCUAACCGAUUAUAGAAUGAGGUUGAGCCCGAGCUCUCUUGAGACGCUAGUUUGCUUCCAUGAUUGGUUGAAGGCCAAACGAAGAACUCAAGAAAUGACCAUCGCUCCAACCCGCCACUUUAUGGAGGAAACAACCACCGAAGGCGGAGAUUCCGAUUGAUUUUUUAUUUCAAAAUGUAUUACAUUUCUUAAAUGCAUCCUAAUUCUCAAUUGUACUUGUUUGAAAUAAAAAUACUUGAAUUAUUUUAUAUUAUUGUGUACAUCAAUUCAAUAAUUCAAUUCAAUAAAAUUAAUUUGUAAACUU